Molecule: messenger RNA, 2134 nt
Organism: Tribolium castaneum (red flour beetle)
Lineage: Eukaryota; Metazoa; Arthropoda; Insecta; Coleoptera; Tenebrionidae
Exons: 6
Coding region: 393-2111 (572 amino acids)
Source: RefSeq, a predicted model, not a curated record
AGGCAGUAACUAAUUGUUGUUUAUUUUGUGUUAUACUUAUGAUAUCAAUAUUGUCUGUCUAUCGCAGACUUAUCUAAAUCAAACGUUCUCCAGAUUAGAACUAAACGCUUGUUGAAUUAAAUAUAUUGUCAAACUGUGUUAGCUUAAAAGUGAACUCGAAAUUCAAGUACUUGUGUCCAACUAAAAUUAGAAUUAGUUCUCGACUAAAAGCGGGGAGAAUCACCAUUGAGCCACAGCGCGCGUUUCACGCAAGAUAAAGAAAUCCAAUGAUAAAAGUUUACAGAAAAUUCUCACAGAUAAGUGUUGGUAUUAUAAAUAUGAGUAUACACCUGUCUGCGAGGACUUCCUAAACGUGUGAAUAUUAUGUUAUUGUUGUUUGGUCGCGGAGAGAUAUGUUGGAGUCUGGAACUUUAGUUGAAGAGUGUCCUUUAAAAAAUCACAGUCAGUGCAAAAAGCGUCCAACGACCCUAAAAGGCCCAUUCCGUUUAGUCAGACUAUGUGUAUUGGGCAUUUUUCUCCCAAGUUUACUGAUAGCGCUUCCUCUUUAUAUGAGAUACCAUGUCUACGGUCACCAACUUUAUCCUUUGGCAAUGUCAGACAUGAGGCUUUUGGAUAACAAGGUUUCAACAACUUGGUGUCAAAGACAAUUAGUAAAAGUCAACACAACUUUCAAUGCAUUCCUGUUAAACAAUCCACCCACUUUAUCAUCCCAAUUAAAACCAUUGACAAUGGUUCGCCAUUUAAAGCUAGAAGAUGAUACGAAGGAAUACUGGGGGUUCUACCUCUUGCAAGGCUCUUCCGUGACAGUCUCGACCUGUGUAAGAUGGCCUGGCGCCUCUUUAAUUGUGAUCAGAGGCCACAAACACUUACACGAAUGUGCCUACAUUGGCGACAACUCCUCGGAAGAACUCGACGAAUUGAUGAAAGCAAUUCAGGAAAAAAGUUACGUCCCGCCUAAACCCAAGCCCAAACAUAACACCACUCGCACUAACGAGCCCGAAAUGAUGAAACGGCACAGGCCAGACGUGAAAUUUCACCACCCUGUUCACAAAAACAGCAGCGAAAGCCACACCAUUAAAAAAGCAGUGGACGAAGCCGACAUCACUGAUCCCAAAAUGCUGCAACCGAUUUUAGAUUCUCUUCAAGUGAAAACGAAGAAGAAACAUAAACCUACACCUGAGGAGAACCACAUGCACGUCCACAGAAAUUCCACAAUUGCCAAAGACGAGACCAAAAAUAUCAAAAUAGAGGCACCACAUUUCGGGAAAACUCAGUCCCAAGAGGCGCUCGAUGAUAUCGUUCAGAGGUUGCAAGGGCUGGGUAACAAAACCAAUUCGAUUUUGGAUCGGCUUAAUGAGAAGUUUAAAAAUGAAGGUGGUAACGAAACGAAUGAGCAAAAGUUUGAUGUGAAAGGGAGGCAUUAUUCAAAACCUGCCGUUAGUUUUGACGAAAAUAUCGACAGAGCGAGAAGACGCAGGCAAAUUACGAUUUCGAACGCCAUGAAGUCGAAUUUUACGGAAGAUGAUGAGGAGCGGAAUUUAGCAAUGGAAGAAGGUUUUGUCCCCGAUGGGAUAGCCGACCACAGAGGCACAGUUAAUGAAACAACUCUGAACGACUACAGUAACAGCGAAUUUUGGUCAUCUUUUUCAAGCUCUGAGGAGGCUCUUUUAAAUUGUGCUGGUUUAAUUCUCAAUCUUCCACUCACGCCACAUCACAAGUGUGUCCCAGAAUUGACGGAAGAGCAAGCCGAAGAAACGUAUCUUGCAAAUACCAUCACUUACCAAGUUCCUGUGAAUGGUUACUACUUUUUCGUCUUCAACAGUGAAAAUGAGGUACAACCGAACUACAUCCGCGUCCAAUUCCACCUAAAUAAGGCCGUUUAUAACGUUUCAAACGCCGUAUCGACUUGCUUGAACAGUUCCGCCGCUUGUGCGAUGGACCUGAAGUUUUUCUCCUCGGAAAAACUGGUGAUGGAACUACCAGUUAAAGAAAAUGGGAAUCUUUGGAAUGAAGAAUUCGUUGUGGUAUCUGAGUGUGAACCACGAACCGCUAUUUAUGCAAUAUGUGUGAUUGCUGUACCUGUUCUUGUGAUACUUUUUGCAUUUUCGUGAUGAAUAAAAGAUUUUUAGAUUUU